GCGCGCACGCACGCGUGUGUCUGAGGGGUUGUUGAGGAACUGCAGCUGAAUUGGAGACAGAAAGCGACGACUCCACAGCUCGACAGGCUGCUCCUCUGAGCUUAACACGAUGCGAAGUUUGUUCUCAGUGACGCUGCUGCUGCUCCUGGCUCUCACGCUCGCCGUCGAGGCCAACAAACGAGCCAAACAUCACAAAGGUGCGAAAUCUGAUAAAUCCCGACCGGCCUCUGAAUGCACCGCGGCAGAGACCCAGUACGGGAAAUGUGUGCCGGAUCACGGAGACUGUGGAGACGGACUGAGGGAGGCGACGUGCAAAGAUCGCACCGACAAGAUCCACUGCAGGAUCCCCUGCAACUGGAAGAAGGACAUCAGCGACUGUAAGUACAAGUUCGGAGCGUGGAGUUCCUGCGACGCCGGGACCAACACCAAGAGCCGAUCAGGAACGCUGAAGAGGGCUCUGUUCAACGCCGACUGCCAGAGCACCGUCAAGGUGUCCAAGCCCUGCUCCCACAAACCCAAGAAGACCAGAGGGGAGAAGAAAUCAAACUGAAGAAGGGAGAGUGAACCAGAAGACGACAGGAUUUCUCCUCCUCUGCCAGCUGAACAAUCGUCUUCCGUUCUUCACAUUUAAAACCAGAGACUCCAAAACAGACUUCCUGUCCUCAAACUGACCCGUCCGACUCGCUGAUUCCUGCUCUGAUUCGAUGUUCUCCUGUUUUCCUUGGAUUUAAGCUGUAGCUGAUCAGAAUAACCUUCGUUCGGUAGCCGGUAGUUUAAUGCUCCCUCCCUGUAGUUUUAAAAGUUUUUAGGGGAAAAGUUGAUCCUGCAGAUCAUCCACAGUUUGAUGCUUCAACAUCUGAACUGAGGGAAAGUUUAUUUUUGGAAUUACAAAUUAUUGAUGAGACUUGUACAAAUGAACAAAUAAAUGCUGUACAUUGUUUUGGUGAAAA
Molecule: messenger RNA, 950 nt
Organism: Poecilia reticulata (guppy)
Lineage: Eukaryota; Metazoa; Chordata; Actinopteri; Cyprinodontiformes; Poeciliidae
Gene: mdkb
Product: midkine b
Molecular function (GO): growth factor activity
Source: RefSeq, a predicted model, not a curated record